AAAUGGUCGAAUAAUCCAUUAGUGCGAUUUUUUUUAGGUCCGGACGAAAGCACAAAAAUGAAUGAUAUAAAUGGAUUGAGUGAAGCUGAAAAGGAAUUGUUACGUGAAGAACUUAAAAAGACGGAGGAUGAAAUAAGCACGCUUCGUCAGGUUUUAAUUGCCCGACAAAAGCAUGCCGCAGAGAUUCGAAGAAAAUUGGGAAUAUCGCCAUUAACCGAGUUGACUGCUGAUAUAAAUCAUUCAUUACAACAAGUUAAGGAAACUCAAGCAUAUCAAAAAACGUCAGAAGUAGUCGCUGGGACAGCUGAUACAGUGAAAAAUAAGUGGAACGAUAUGCGAAAUUCAUCAUUUUUCAAAUCAUUCGAAUCGAAAUUGGGUUCUGCAUAUAAUAAUGCUAAAAUUGUUGCUUCAACAAGCAUUGAUCAUCUCGCUGGGCACGCAAAACCAUCGAAAAAUAGUUCACCCACAGACGCAGAUAAGUCACCUCUCGCUUAA
Messenger RNA from Dracunculus medinensis (Guinea worm), 495 nucleotides. Lineage: Eukaryota; Metazoa; Nematoda; Chromadorea; Rhabditida; Dracunculidae. The record is from the annotation of a GenBank genome assembly.